Molecule: messenger RNA, 10621 nt
Organism: Dromiciops gliroides (monito del monte)
Lineage: Eukaryota; Metazoa; Chordata; Mammalia; Microbiotheria; Microbiotheriidae
Gene: ELK4
Product: ETS transcription factor ELK4
Exons: 5
Coding region: 996-2333 (445 amino acids)
Biological process (GO): regulation of transcription by RNA polymerase II; cell differentiation
Cellular component (GO): nucleus
Molecular function (GO): DNA-binding transcription factor activity, RNA polymerase II-specific; sequence-specific DNA binding
Source: RefSeq, a predicted model, not a curated record
AAAUCUGGUAUUCUCUCUUUUUAAAAUCUUAUUUUAUUGAUGUAAUUUAUUUUUUACAACAUCUUCAUUUCUCUAAUUCUUGCUCUUAUCCAGCAAGCCACACCCCGCCCUUCCCCCACAUAUUACCUCAUUUGAUCUUCACAGCAACCUUGUGAGGUAGGAACUAUUAUCCAUAUGGAAAAUUAAGUCUGAAAGAAGUUAAAUGACUUGUCCAAGGUCCCACAGCUAAUAUGUGUCUGAGGUAAGAAGAAUAUUUGAGCCUCAGUUCUCCCACAAGAUGAGGGAUUGGAGUACACGACCACUUAAGUUUCUUUCUAGUUUUAAAAUUGUAUGGUUUUUUUUUUUUUUUUUUUUUUGGUGAGGCAAUUGGGGUUAAGUGACUUGCCCAGGGUCACACAGCUAGUAAGUGUCACGUGUUUGAGGCUGGAUUUGAACUCAGGUACUCCUGACUCCAGGGCUGGUGCUCUAUCCACUGCGCCACCUAGCUGCUCCUAAAAUUGUAUGAUCUUAUAAAAGGGUGCUAGAAGGGUUUGUAGAAAUGAGGAAGAGCACUUUUGUCUUGGUAGGAAAUCAGGGAAGACCUCUCUGGAGGAGGACAUUUGGAUUUGGGCUCUUUGGUAGAAAUAGACUUUCAACAGCUGCUGAUGAACUUUUUUUAAUGUGGAGAGUAUUCCAGAUACAGGGAGAAGCAAUCAAAAGUGGGAGAGUGGGAAAUGCUUUGGGAGAAUGGUGACUAGUCCAGUUUGUCAAGAAAGGUAGGUUGAAAUUAUGAUGAACACAGAGACCCUGCUUUUCAUUCCCUUCCCCCUCAAUUGCCUGUAGCAUUCUCUUUAUGAAACUGAUGAGUAUGUGGAAAUCAGCUUUAGUUAAUAUUUACUAGGAACAAUGUAUAGCAAUUUUAACAGACUUUGCCUGGCCAAUAUUUGUUUAAACAAAAGUCCUGUGCAUCACCGAAGUCAUACUCUCCUGAAGAACCAUCGUUGAUCAUUAGAAAUAUGACCAAAAAGAAUAUGAAUCAGCUCACUGCUAUGGACAGUGCUAUUACACUGUGGCAGUUCCUCCUUCAGCUCCUUCAGGAGCCUCAGAACAAGCACAUGAUCUGCUGGACCUCUAAUGAUGGGGAGUUCAAGCUUUUGCAAGCAGAGGAGGUGGCUCGACUCUGGGGAAUCCGAAAGAACAAACCUAGCAUGAAUUAUGACAAGCUAAGCCGAGCUCUCAGAUACUACUAUGUAAAGAAUAUCAUCAAAAAAGUGAAUGGUCAGAAGUUUGUGUACAAGUUUGUCUCUUACCCAGAGAUUUUGAACAUGGAUCCAAUGGCUGUGGGGAGGAUUGAGGGAGACUGUGAAACUUCAGGCUUCAAUGAAGUCAUCAGCAAUUCAAAAGAUUUGGAGAAUGGAGGGAAAGAGAAGCCACCUCAGCCAUGUGCCAAGGCCUCUAGCCGCAAUGAUUAUAUACACUCUGGCCUCUACUCUUCAUUUACUCUCAACUCUUUGAACUCCUCCAAUGUAAAGCUUUUCAAGUCUAUAAAAAUUGAGAAUCCAGCUGAGAAACUGGCAGAAAAAAAAUCUCCCCAGGAGCCAACACCUUCAGUCAUCAAAUUUGUGACAACACCCUCCAAAAAGUCAUCAGUUGCACCUAUUCCUUCUACCAUUUCAGCUGGCCCAACUAUUUCUACAGCUCCAGAAGAAACCCUCCAAGCCUUGGAGACUCUAGUUCCUCAAAAAUUGUCUUCUCCAGAAACUCCACCUUCCAUACCCUAUAUUAUGACCACUUUUACCACCACACCUCCUGUUUCUUCCAUCUCUCCCUCUUUGCAGGAUCCUUCCAGAUCACCUUCACCACCCUUGAGUCCUAAUGCAGAUCUAGACAUUGACACAGACAUUGACUCAGUGGCUUCUCAGUCCGUGGGCCUCCCUCAGAACUUUUCAUUGGAGCCCAAAGACCAGGAGGUAGCACUGCUAGAGAAAGAGAACACAAAUCAUUCAUCAAGGUCCAAGAAACCCAAAGGGCUAGAGCUGGCACCUACUCUGGUGAUCACAGGCAGCGAUCCAAGCCCCCUGGGAAUAUUGAGUCCCUCUCUCCCUACGGCUUCUCUUACUCCUGCACUUUUUUCACAGACUCCUAUCUUAUUGACGCCAAGUCCCUUGCUCUCCAGUAUCCACUUUUGGAGCACUCUCAGUCCUGUUGCUCCUUUAAGUCCAGCCAGACUGCAAGGUGCUAACACCCUUUUCCAGUUUCCUUCUGUCCUGAACAGUCAUGGGUCAUUUACUCUGUCUAGCCUGGAUGGACCAUCCACACCUGGCCCCUUUUCUCCAGAUCUGCAAAAAACAUAGCACUUACACUUGUGGAAAGAGAACUAAGGAGAAAAGAAGAAAUAGACAUUCAGCAUGAUCAUAUUUAAAAGGAGAUGUUUGUAAUUCCACAAUGCUGAUAAUGGACUAUUGUGAUUUUUGCCAUUCCCAUUUAAAAUGCCUUUUGAGAGUUUUCUUUGCUAGGACUCAAGUUGGGACUAUGUAUGGAAAAGCCUUAAUUGGAGUCUAGACUCCACCUGUCCCUUUUGCCUCUCCUUUUUAAAAAAAAAAUCUUCCCUCUUCAUUUUGGGUAAAAGGAGUUUUUUGGGAAAUACAGAGAUGGAAUAGUGUUUGGAUAUGAGCAGAUGAGAACAAGAAUGAUAUUUUGGCUACUGGGACCUGUUGUCAGGAAGGAGAGUCACAGGAAUAGGUUAUCUCAAGAAAUCAUCAAAUGGAUAAAACUGGCAACAUCUUGAGAUGCUUUGUUUCCUCUUUCACACCGCGAUGAAUACACUGUCAGUUAUAACUGAAAAAUGGUCAUGGACAAAGAAGCAUUACUCAUUCAUACAGAGUGGGGUUUUAAUAGUGUUUUUCAGGAGACAAACAGUUUUGCAGUGAUUGUAGUCUAUGUAAGCAACCAGAAAGAGGCAUCUAGUUUACAUUUCUUCAGGGUGAAUCUCUGUUACCAUAAGCCAUGUGUGAACUUGUCUGAACCUGUCAACUGAGUAUGGGAUCUUAGUUUUCUGCUUCACCCUGAGGGGAACUCUUUCAAUCUGAAGUGAUGGGCACUGAUUUCUAAGACAGUGCUUGGAAGACUCUUGGAGAAGAUGGGACCCUGCAUCCAGCAUAGAAACAUUGACUAUGCCAUACUCUGGGUGGUAUAGUUAUACACCCCCUGAAUCUAGUACUGUGGAUGAUGGAUAGGCUCUUGUGAGGAUGAUGCUGCAUUAUUGAAAACUUAGAACAUAUUGAGUUAAGAUGCCUAAUUGAACAACCAGAAAGAACAUGGCUUUUUCAGUCAAGAAGAUACCCAAAGUACAGGACCCGUUUCUGUUGAUAGUAUCUCAGGUUCUGCUGUGCAUUGUUUUUUUAAAUUUUCUUUUAAAAUUUGAAGUUGUGAUAUUUUUGAAGAUGUAAGAGAAAGGUGAAAAGUGAAGUCCUCAAAAUCAGCAGUGAGGUAAAGAAGUACUUAUUUUUUAAGAAUAUUUUUAUCGUAAUGGGUGGGGAGUUUACUUAAGAAUACCCAUGCUUUGUUUUGGGGUUGUUCAGGUAAUGGGAAAUGCAGGCUUUCAUCUCAGAGUCACUGAACUUGGUUUAGUUUGCCAAACAUCAACCAUGUGGUAGAAAUCAUUCCCUGUCCAUGUGAGGUGAAUGUAGCUUUUCCGAAUUCAAGAAACUGGACUGAGGCCAGCAUCAUAGUUGGGUACUGUGUUGAUAUUUUUGGCCUGGAAGUCUAGAUUCAGAUAACUUCCCCAGAUUGAAUUUCUCUUUCAGUACUAGGGAUAGCAUAAGAUUGUAUCACACUGAUUAAUGGGCUGAGGGAGAAACUUGCAUGCUUACUGCUUGUGCUGGGGAUAAAGAAACGAAGGAUUCCAGAUGACAAUAAGUCAACUCAGCACCUUCCAGCUGCACAAAAUUCACUUUAAAUUUGUUUUUAUACUGUAUAGAGAUUCUUAUGUAUGAGACUUUAUAAUUAGGAGAAAGUAGCUGGCUACGUAAUUUUGGUAUAGAUUGUAUUCAUAAUAACUCGUGCAACCAGAGAUCUCAAGAUUUUGUAACAUUACUUGCUCGCCCAAUUUUGGUGUGGAAUGGUGUCUUUCUGUCCUAAAAGUCUCUUUUUCUCUGCCUAGUGGAUCAAAUUGAAUAUGUAGCUUGAUUGACUGGGAGUGGAGGGAAAGGGUAUAUUCAGGGAACUGCUUUCAUAUAUUUUGAAGUUUUGGAAGUAUGUUGCUAGCUCAUUUGUGGAGCAUCAGCAUGUGAAUCCAUCCACUCCUGAGAUGUGCAAUAGCAAUGCUGAAAGGUAGCUGUAGGUAGUGACCCGGAACAGGCGUUUGGAUUAUUUAGUUUGCACAUCUCUUUGAAAAUUAAACCUCCAAUAGCACUUUUUGAGCUAGUUUUAUUAUGAUGAUUACUAUUUUAUACUUUGUAAUAAGUAGUUGCUGGGGGUUCAAGUUACCUGGGAGUUUUAAAAUUGUUAAGCACUAAAGAAAAUUUUAUUUUCAUGAAUUAAUGGAGGAAUGAAGCCAUUGAAUUGUUUUCCAAGAUCACAUCUUUGGUCUCUGUGCAUUUUCUUUCUUCAAGCAUAGGGAUGUCAGGGAACUAGAUGGCACCAUUAAAGGCAGCUUAAUGGAAGCCAGUUUUACCUGGUUUUCUUUAAAUAUAUCUGUCCCUGCAGCCUUAGAGAGCUGUGUAGCCAUAGUUGAUUGAUGGUGAUCUGCUUUCUUUUCAUGAGAUCCCCCUUUUUUGAGGGAAGAUGGUGAUUCUUUCAUCAUUGGGAGUCUUUCUGUUCUUUUCAAAAAUGAGAAGUUUCCAACUAUAACUCAUCUGAACAAGGCUGGCAUGAUCAUCUUGUUCCUGACCUACCUCCUUUAGGCAAAGACUCACUAUCAGAAUCUUCAGGAAAUGUAGAGAUAUUAGAAAGGCAACAUCCCAUUUAGGAUCAGUAGUCAUUGAGAGGGUUGAUACAGAUAUGCGUAUUAGUUAUAUCUGUUUAUCCAUCAUAUUACUGGGAUGAAUGCUAUUAGGCAUCUAUUAGCCUAAGUGAAAGAAGGGAAGCUGGUUGAACUGGGUAGUAGGAACUCUGCUGCAAGACUGACUUUCUUUAUCUUUUCUUUGCCGUCUGACCCAUAUUACCUUGUAACAGCUUUUUCAUCAUUUCUCAAAGUAUUCUUCCUCAUUAAAGAUAUUAUGCUGCCUUAUAUUCAAAAUCAAAUUAUAGUCUGUUGCUAGUAAUCUUUAUUCCUUAAGAUGUUAUGUUACAGUAAUUUGGGAUUGAUACAUAUAUGUUAUAAUAAGAUGAAAACUUCCACUGAUUUAUAAUAUAAUCCUGGAAUUGCAAAGGAUGGCUCAAGAUCACUUUGCCUAAUCUCCCUCCUUCUAGUAAAACUAUUCAAACCAUGUAUGUUCAACACAUUUUUAAAGCUCUUCAGGGAAGGAAAUUUGAUAUGGUUGUUAAGUAUUUUUAGGAAGUUUGUAUACUGUAUACUAUUCUUUUGGCACCAUCUAAGGCUAGGACCUUUGUCUCCUGGUGCCAUGUCCAGGGUUCUUUGUGGUUAUUUGCUUCCCAGAAUAAUCUGGUUCUGAGGGAGGUAGAUACUGUAGUAUUUGCUUUUUCUAGUUCCAUGGAGAGAAUUUUAAAUCUCUAGGACUCUUGGUUCAGCACUUUCACAGGGUACCUAGUCAAACCCAGGAAGUUUUCCUUAUAUUCUAGAAGGAAAAGUAAAUUCAGCAGCUUCAGAAAUACAUGUAGGGAAUAUUAGAGAAUUGACUUAAAUUUAACUGGAAGAGCCCUUUAAGGGCCUAGGCAUAUAUAUAUAUAUAUAUAUAUAUAUAUAUAUAUGCUGUUUUUUCAGAGAGUGAGAAUUCAGAGCUCACUGUAAACUCUAAUUAGUUAUUUCCAGACUGUUUGUUAGUAUGGCUUAGAAAGAUAAAUAGAACCCUAGAAUUCCAGUACUUUAUAGGGGAUAGCAUCACUAAAUUUACAUGCACACCCAAAAUUGAAUGAUGACGUGUUGUCUGACAACAUUGCUUUUUGCUGAUACUGAAACACUGGUUUUCUGAUUCUGUAUUCUGAUAAUAAACUGUGCAAUCAGUUUAAUCACACUCAUAGACAUUCAUGCAGUAUUGUCCUUUAAUAUAUGACUUCUAAAUUCAGCCUUGAAAAAAUCAUGUAUGCUUUUUAUGAUGUGGGGUAGAUUAUUCUUGUAUUAGGGUUUUCCUUUUAUGUAAACAUCUUCAUAACAAAUUUGGAAUUUUGUACAUGAGUGUGCCAUUAAUGUCUACGAAACAUUCUCUUUAAAAAGUUUUUGCCAAAUAAAAAGGCCCAAAUGAACUAGGUAAAAUGUAAGUCUGCAAUUGGCAGUCAUGUUCCCAUUUCCUCCCCCUCACCAUUAACCAUGUGACUAUAAUUUUCAUUUUACUGGUAUUCCUAUAAAUUAUGUUUAGCCAUUGUAUAAACAUUUUACUACGAAUUUCAGGAUUGUUUCAAAUUAUUUUACUGUAUACUUAUGUGGCCUAUUUUCAUGCUUCAUUGGAAGAUUUUGUUUGGAUGUAAGGGAACAUUUUUAGGUUCUAAAGGGAUGAUUUGUUUUAGGGAUGAGUUUAUGCUAUUUACCACUCACUUCUAAUCUAUUCUAUUUAAAUUUCUUCUUUUGACCUUUGUUGAAUGAUGAAUUAGGUUUUGAAAUACAGACUUGUGCUUUCUCAAGUGCCAUUUUUAUGAUGUAUCUAGAACCUUAUAUAUAAAAUAGAAUUGAUGGGAGUGGCAGAUAAAACCUGAAGCCCCAGAUCAAUGACAAGACCUGUAGAAAAGCAGGGAGGAUGUGGAUAGAGAAUUUUCUGUCAAGGAAUAUGACUGUCAUUUCUUAAAGGAAUUGCAUAGGGUAGUUCGAUGGAAUUAAUUUUCCAUCCAUAAUAGCUUAAAUGAAUUAGAGGUUAACUUUAAUUAUUUUUCUCCAGCCAGUGAACUAGUUGGACAAUAGGCUUUUUUUUUUAAAGCAUCUUGUUACAUAUGCCUGCUUGGUUUUAUGUCCAAGAUAGGUUGUGUGGGUGGUGGUUUUUCAAAUGUUGAUUGUACUUCCUAAAACAAAGUAACCUGCUUUGCUUCUUAGCCUAUGAGAAGAACCACCACUGAAGCUUUUGCACCUUGAAAUCUAGAAUUCUUAUGAGGGGCCUAGUAAACAAGGAAAAGGGAUGGUUUUGACUUGAUUUUAGGGAUUAGGUAUAGCCUCUUCGUAAGAAGAUCUUGUUUUGGCUUGAAAACUGAACAUAUCUGAGUUUCUGAUGUAGAAUAAAUAUUCCUUUGAGAGCUACCAUCUUUUUUCUAGAGGCACCUUUCUGAAAAAAUAUUGUAAGGAAUAAAUCAACAAUCUGCCAGAAAAUUGUUAUAUUUUAUACUUAACAUUUUGAAAGUGAUUUGUGAGAGAGGGAAUAUUGGCUUUUAACUUAGGCACUCUAUAAAGAACAGGAAAUUCAAACUUCUGUUAAGAUGCUUAAUGAAAACUUUAACUAGAAUAUUUAUGGGAAAGUGAGCAAACAUAUCAAAUGAUAGUGAUUCUGGUAUCCUAGGUAUAGUAUACAUAUGACAGUUUUGUCCGAGUUUAAAAAAUUUAUUUUUUAAUAGUUAAUUGAGACUGGACCAUUUCCUUCCCAGUCAUAUUGGCUAAGUAGAUGUGUUUGUGUGUGUAUAUAUAUAUAUAUAUAUAUAUAUAUAAUCUAUUUUUCAGAGGGAUAUAUAUAUAUAUAUUCAUCCUUUAGACUAGGGUGGUUCCUAGGCUAUAUAUUUUAUACUAAAACUAAAAUUUUGCUGCACUUUGCAGUUAUCACAUCACUUUUUAAAGUUUAAUGCCUUGCACAUUUCAAUUUCUUAUUUUAAAAAAUACCAGUAAGUACAAAGUCAUAGGCCUUAAUAUGGAUUAUUGCUUGCCAACUUAAAAACAACAACUCAGUGCUAUUUGACAUGUAAUUUUGAAAAAUCAUCUUAUACUCUGAUCUGUUAUAUUGGCAUAAGAUUGGGCAAACAGAAUUUUUAAAUGAUACUCUUCAUUUACUUUUGCUUCUCCAUUGAGACUUUCUCCAUCAGGCUGCUUGCAGCAUAAUUAUAGGGGUUUAUACUGAAAUUACUAUUCUUAAAAUACAGAAAUGUGACCAUGGAUUGAAUGACUAGAAGUUGGCCUUUGUUGCCCAAUUUAACCCUUUGAACAGUGCAUUGUCAGUGAAAGGAGAAAUGCCAUAGUCAAGAGAAUACCUUGGGAUGAGUACUGUUCUCAGCCUUCCUUACCUUGAUCAGUCGGGUAAUAGGACCCUGGGAGGGUUCUCUUAGGGCAGAUUUAGGGUCUUUUGGUUUGAGGAUGACCUAAAGCUAGGCCAAAACUGUAGGAAACUAAAUAACUUAAUAUGAUUGGACUACAGGUAAGGAUGCUAUUUGCUUGCUGAUGUAAAUCUACUUGUCAUGCCGUCAUGCACCAUUCUUAGCACUGUUUUCAUAACUGGAAGCACUUAACUUUUUUUGUUUUAAUUUUUCAACUGAAGGCUUUAGAGGAUCAGGGAGUGGAGGUUAUUACUAUUUUAUAAUUUCUGGAAUUUGUACUGUUUGGGAGGGGGGCAAAUGGAUUCACAAAAUUGAUUAUUCUACUAGGCUUCUUGAGCUGUAUUUUGGCUAGAAUGUUUUUAAAUAUCAAACUUUUAAAAUUGUGCUGUAUAGAAUGUGAUUUUUAUGACUUGCUAUUGAUGGAUUGCACAAAACUUUGUAACGUAUCAGGUUUCAAGUUUCUUCUCUGUGUAACCAUUGUUACUUAUUGUUCAUUGUAUUGUAGAGGGAAAUUGUGUCCCUUUUAAAAACAUUUCAUAUAGUUUUGUUUUUUGGUGCAGUGUUACCAGAUGGCCUUAUGUACAUUACAUUCAUUGCUUUUGUGAUACAGUGGCAUAUUUUAUGUACUCCCCUGUACAGUAUUAGUGAAGCUAUCUGAGAUGCAUUUCUAAGAGAUAGCAAAUAAAUUGAUAUAGUUAAUUUUUGGUUACUCAAGGGCUGUUUAUCCAGUUUAUUAUUAGUAUAAAUCCUACAUCCAGCCUACAACUGUUUCUUUUCCUUCUGCUUUUGGAGAAUUUCCUUUAUUGUGGCUAGGGGAAAUUAAGCAGAUGAACUCAUAAGUUAAUUUUUAUAUCUGUGGGCUUAAGAAUUUGUUAUGAAGAGCUUGAUAAUAUUAGUUAAAAUGAAGCUUUAAAAUGUCUUAUUUCUAUAUUUUAGCUUUUCAUCUCUUGUCUCUUAUUCUAACAAAUAAUCAGGAAUUGGCUCAAAAAAUAAGGCUAUCUAGAGAUUUACUUUGAGAAGAACUAGUAAAUUCUCCAUAGUUCUUGUUUCAUUGGGUCAGCUAAAGAGCACUUUGGUGUCAAUGAAAAGGAUAUGAAUACAAGAGACAGUUGGGAGUGACUAGUCAAUGGGGAAUAAUUUUACCAUUAAUCUUUGGAAAUUUCAUUGGUUGAGCUAUUCUCGUGUUAGUAAUAUAUGUGAUUAUGUCUUUGAUGAAACGAAGAACUUAGAAUUAACUGAGACUAAACAGAUUUACACUCUUGGAUUUCAUUCACCUAGUCCAUGGAGUGGGUUUUUUCAAAAGCAUAUCUACCUGUGAGAAUUUUACUACAUAAACACGGACAGGGUGCAUCAGAGAAGAUGCAUAAUUUCAGAACGAGGUCUUAGUUUGGGAUAUGUGGUAAUGAAAAAUUGUUAAGAGUGCUUUCUUUUUUUAUACUUAAAUCAACUUAACUGGGAACAGUUGCUCCUUUGUAAUUUUUUUUCCCUGUUCAUUUUAUUGAAAUUGUACUUUAAUAUCUAGUAUCUACUGCCAUUGUAAAGAAAUAAUGCUUGUUUUGCUAGUGUAUAAUGCAAGUACAUAUGUAGUAAAACAAAACAAAAAGCUAGAUAACUAUUGAAAUGUUGAUUAAUCCCUGGUCUUUAUUAAUCCCAGUACAAUUGACAUUAGGGAGACUUUCAUAGUGUUACAACAUGAAAAGGGGUGGGAAGUGCAAAAAAAAAAAAUGUUAUUAGUGCUGAUGGUGCCACUAGAAAGAAACUGCUAUGUCUUCUGGUUGAGCAGUGCUGAUGCACGGUGGGGAAAUAAUAAAGGGAUGGUCGUCAAGGUUGAUCAGGACUAUUGGACAGCCAGAAUUCAGAAUUUUUAUGUUUAAACAUAACAGAGACCUUAUUGCAAGGAUUAGAUCAAUGAGGAAAGGGUUUGUGUUUGCACUUUGAGGGCUUUAAAGCAUGCUGCUUUUAAAAGAAAAAAGUAUCAUUGAUAACCAGUGCAUCUCCAGUUCUUGUGAGGGGCUGCCCUGAAUAAUCAGGUGAUUUUUUUAAAAAAAAUUAAGUUCUGUGCACGUGUGUGCACACAUGCUAUAAUGGCAAUGUGUAUCUUUUUUAAACAAUUAAAUAGGUUUUAGAAAAUUAUUUUGUGUAAGAACUGACAGAGGGAUUGGCUUUGUAUAAUGCGAGCUGGCUUUGAAAAGCAUUGUAGCAAAUUUAUUCAAGUCAAAAAUCAUGCAUAUAUGUUAAUAGUUAUAUGUGCAACCAGACAUGCAAAACAAUUGUAUUUUUUUAAUAAAUAUUUUUAACAAAA